This is a messenger RNA of Ilex paraguariensis (yerba mate), 1236 nucleotides long. The record is from the annotation of a GenBank genome assembly. Lineage: Eukaryota; Viridiplantae; Streptophyta; Magnoliopsida; Aquifoliales; Aquifoliaceae.
GCCAAACGAAAUCAACAAAACCCUACAAUACAGUCCCACACUACACACUCUACAACCAACUUGUUCUUCUUAGUCACAUUCAUUUAUCCAGAACCACACACCCAAAACGAUGUCGAAGUGGUGGCGCACCGUCGCCGGAAACCUGAGAAGAUCGCCGGGAACUUCAAGGUCCUACCACACCAUCCAAGCAAUUCCUCGAGAGUUAAGCGGAAACAGAGUCUCUGUCAGGGAUAGAGCCCAAGGCCGCAUCCCCGCCGUCGUCUUCGCUCAAAACUACCUCCAAACAAACCCUAACGACCCAACCACAACCACCGUCAGGUCCAUAUCAAGAAAACAGUUGCUCACCACUGAAAGAAGGCAGAUUCAGGCAAUUCUCAAUUCGGUAGAACCGCCUUUCUUUUGCUCCACAACUUUCCCUCUCCAGAUCCGUGCUGGUUCGGGCUCAUCCACUUUACUUGAAUCGGGAAAAGUCCUUCCAAUCAAGAUUCAUAGGGAUCAAGAGACAGGGAAGGUUUUGAACUUGGUUUUUGUUUGGGCUGAUGAGGGAGCGGAGUUGAAGGUUGAUGUGCCCGUAGUGUUCAAAGGAGAAGACGUGUGUCCAGGUCUCAAGAAAGGGGGUAAUCUAAACAGGAUAAGAACCAGUCUAAAGUAUAUGUGCCCGGCAGAACAUAUCCCUUCAAAAAUUGAGGUGGACGUGAGCAAUCUAGAUAUUGGUGAUAGGGUGUUCAUGCGUGACAUUGAGGUUCAUCCGACAUUGAAGCUUGUUAGUAAAAAUGAGACUCUGCCUGUGUGCAAGAUUGUGGCAAUGGAUUUAGAGACCUCCCACUCUGCAAAGUAGGCACUGAAGCACGAUGCAAAUCACUACAAUUUUCAGAACCCGAGUUCAAGAACUUACUGAGAAGGCGUCUGAGGUUAUGAUUCGCACGGUAAAUUGAUGGUAUGUUGGCUCCUUGGUCAAGCUGGUGAAAAAUUAAUUUGAUAAUGCAAUAAAACAUGUAGUAGUCAUGGUGGAAAAAAAAUUUCUUGGGUUAUCUGGGCAAAAAGUAAGUUGGUUGCUGUGAAAUGGUUACCUUGCGGGUUUAGUGUGGUUCCUGAAAUUAUAAUUUUGAUUUUUAGCUGGAAAACACAAAGUUAUAAUGAACUCUGAAGAAUAUUGCAAUCACCUUUAUUAUUAAUUAAUAGCCAUUUACCUUUGUAUCGGGGUACAGUGACAGGGUACAGUGAUAUGUGUUAAUC